AUGGGUGGAACUACGUUUCUCAUGGCAGAAGAUUUUCGACAAACUCUUCCUGUUGUCCGAGUAGGCACUAGAGCCGAUGAGGUUAAUGCAUGUAUAAAGCAUUCUUAUGUGUGGCACAGUGUUAUCAAUCGCCAUCUUCAAACAAACAUGAGAGUCCACCUACAUGGUGGUGUGGAGUCUGAGGCUUUCGCAAAACACCUAUUAGAUCUUGGUGAUGGAGUUUUGCCUUUCGUUGAUGAUGAGCAUAUUCGGUUGCCUUUUGGGAAUUUCGUUCCAAAUGUAGAAGAACUUAUAAGAGCCGUUUUACCUGACGGCGAAACCAACUUCCAGGAUCUCGAUUGGCUAAGAGCAAGAGCUAUUCUAUCGCCUCAUAAUACAACAGCUGAUGCUACAAAUAAACAAAUGUAUAUCAAACUAAAGAAUAUAUCACGAGCUUUAAUACGUUUAGAUGUACCGCCAAAUUUUAAAAGGAAUAUAAGUGCACCGCAAGUUUUAGAUGUACCGCCAAAUUUUAAAAGGAAUAUAAGUGCACCGCAAGUGUAA
Molecule: messenger RNA, 543 nt
Organism: Octopus sinensis (East Asian common octopus)
Lineage: Eukaryota; Metazoa; Mollusca; Cephalopoda; Octopoda; Octopodidae
Exons: 4
Coding region: 1-543 (180 amino acids)
Biological process (GO): DNA repair; telomere maintenance
Molecular function (GO): DNA helicase activity
Source: RefSeq, a predicted model, not a curated record